Closterium sp. NIES-67 is the source of this 4339-nucleotide messenger RNA. The record is from the annotation of a GenBank genome assembly. NCBI's taxonomy places the organism in Eukaryota, Viridiplantae, Streptophyta, Zygnematophyceae, Desmidiales, Closteriaceae.
UCCAUUUUUCAAAACAGGCAGUUUCCUUCAAUAUUUGGCCAUGGCGUUAGCAGGGAUUCUAGUGUUUUGCCAUUGACCAGUCAGUAGCUCUGUUCCUCUGUACCUUCCCCGUGGCUAGCUCUGCAGUCUUCGAAGCGUCGCUGAACGAUUCGGUUCAGGAGAUCGAUGCGCUUCUACUCUUGUCGGCAAGCCCACCUCCUUGCAGACCCUAAAUAAAUACUUUUAAUUACUUUCCCGCGGAAGUAGUUACGACCCUGCACUGGAGGCUGUAGAUAUUUGAGGUUGUACUUUUCUUUCGUUUCCCGCUGGCACGAUGAGCAAGAAGGACGAUGAGAAGCACGAGAAAAUUAUCCGCGGGUUGCUGAAGCUGCCCGAGAAUAAGAAAUGCAUCAACUGCAACAACCCGGGCCCGCAGUAUGUGUGCACGAAUUUCGCGACGUUCGUCUGCAUGGCGUGCAGUGGCAUCCACCGCGAGUACACCCACCGCAUCAAGUCCGUGUCUAUGGCCAAAUUCACGCCCGAGGAGGUGGCGGCACUGCAGCAAGGCGGCAACCAGAAAGCUCGAGAGUUCUUCCUGGCCAAUGCAGCCAGGGUGCAGCCUCCAGACCCUAACGACCCGAAUCGGCUGCGGGAGUUCGUGCGGUCGGUCUAUGUGGAGAGGCGCUACGUGGCCAGCAGAGAGGGCGGCGCUGCUGCUCCCCCACCCCCUCGCGCGCAGCCCUCGUCCCCCUCCCCUCCCGCAGACCUUCCCCCCGCCUCCUCCUCCUCCCCGCAGCCCCCCUCCUCCCAGCACAGCGAUCACAGCCGCUCGUCCUCUGAUUCCCGGGCCAUGAGGGCUUCUGCGGAUGGGUAUGCAGGCGCCAGUGGGGCGAGUAGAGGCCCGGGCAGAGGGGCGGGGUAUGGGAGCGACAGGCAGCCGCAGCAGCAGCAGCAGGAAAGGGAGAAGCCGAGGCAUAAGGGAGGGUUAUCUUCGUUCCUGGGAUUCAAAUCCCGUGGCAGCAGCAGCAGCAGCAGCAGCCACAGUGGUGGCGGUGGCAGCAGCGGCGGUGGUGGAAGUGGUAGUGGGGGGGCUGCAGGUGGCAGGCACAGCAGCAGCAGCAGCAGCAGCGGGAGUAGGGAGAGACGAGAGGACUCACUGAAGGGGGAGCACCGGAGGGACGGUCUAGGGGGAAGGUCCUCGUCCCCUUCCGGUUCCAGUAACAGCAGGGGCAGCGACAGGGAGAGGGAGAGAGAGAGAGACAGGGAGAGGGAGAAAGACAGGGAGAGGGAUAGGCAUGGGCAUGGGCACGGGGGGCAGAGGACUAGCAGAGACGAGGGAGGGGAGGAUCCUCAGGUGCAGACUAGAGCCAGCGGAGGAGGAGGAGGGGCUAGAGGGGGAGGGGGUGGGGGAGGGGAGGAGGUGAGGAGUGUGUCUGUGACUCAGGUGCUGGGGCGGGAUGUGGAGCUGAAGGUGUAUGCGGAGGGGGAGGAGGGGGCGGUGGGGAACGGCGUGCAUGGGGGGCAGCAGCAAGGGGGGAAUGGUGCGCCUGGGAGCCCCGGGUCAAUAGCUUCCUCUGCGGCAUCGCGCAAGGCGGCUGACGCCCACCCUCCGACGCCUGAGAGCAAGCCACCCCCCUCCGCCACUGCCACUGCCGCCACGGCGAGCCUCAUAGACUUCUCCUUUGACGACCCCACCCCCGCCCCGCCCACCGCCACCACAGCACCCGCAGCACUUGCACCGGCAGCAGACCCCUUUGGCCUCGCAGACCUCCUUGCUCCACCCCCCGCUGCCCCUGCUCCUGCUGCGCCAGGUGUGGCCCCUGCAGGUAUCGACCCUGCUGCUGCUGUGCCUCCCUACGGGGCUCAAUUCCCAGGCGGAGCCCAACCGUUCGGGGAUCAGCCGUUUGGGGGCGAGCCCCUGGCAGGCCAACCGUUUGGGGCUCAGCCGUUUGGUGGUCAAACGUUUGGGGGCCAAGAGUUUGGGGGGCAAGGGUUUGGGGGACAAGCGUUUGGGGGUCAGCCUGGGGGAGCCCAGCCGUUUGUGAGCCAGUCGUUUGACGGCCAGCAGUUUGGAGCGCCUGUGCCUGGCGCCCAGCCUUUUGCUGCCUUUGGAGGUCCUGCCGGCCAGCCGACGGUUGACUCGAGUCAACAGGCUCAAGGCGGUGCGGCCUUUGACCCGUCUCAGCAGGCGCAGGGCGGUGGGGCUGUGGGCUGGGGUGCAGGCUUCCUCCAGCCUGACGAGUCACCUGCUCCUGCUGCUGAUCCUGCCUCCGCGCCUGUUCCCCCUGCUGCUGGUGGGUUUGGCGGGCCCCAGGUGCAACCACAAGCACAGCAACCGAUGCAGCAGGGGAGCUUGUUUGGGGGAGAGGGCGCUGUUGAUGCAGCUGCGGCAGCGGCAGCACCACCGCAAGCAGCAGCAGCAGCAGCGGCGCCUGCAUUGGAUACGCCAGCAGUAGAGGGAGGAUUUGCCUCUUGGGCUGCUUUUGACGCCGCCCCUGCUCCUGCCCCUGCCUCUGCCCCUGGUCCUGCUGGUCCUGCUGCUGCUUCUGCUGCAAGCCCACCUGCAUCGGAGGCUGCACCUGGCGUUUCUCCUGAAGCUGGUUCUGCGCAAGCAGCAGGGGGAGCAGCGUCUUCUGGCGCUGGGGAAUCACCUGCUGCUGGCGCCACCGCUGCAGCUGCUUCUACUGCAGCAGCACCAGCUGCAGAUAUGGCAUGGAGUGCCUUUGGUGACGAGCCAGCACAGCCACCACCACCGCAGCAGCAGCAGCAGCAGCAGCAGCAGCAGCAGCAGCAGCAGCAGCCAGAGAUGACAGGGACGCCUGCUGCUGCUCCAGCCGCCACCGCCGCCACAGCAGCGGCAGCAGGGGGUGCAUCUGCGCCUGCAGCAGCGGCGGCUCAAAAGGCAUCUGCUGCACGUGCAGCAAUUCCAGAGGAUUUUUUCACCAACCUCCUUCCAGCCCCGCAAGUCAAGAACGACCUGCCUUACCUUGGUGGCUACGCCGCCCCUCCCGCCCCCGCCCCUGCUGUCACGGAUACCAGCUCUCUCGCCUUUGGGUCGCCGGGGACAGUGGCGGCUGCUGCAUCCGCCUAUGGGGCUUAUGGGCAGCCGCCCAUGUCCGCUUUGGGUCUCCCUCCCCAAGCCAUGGACUUGCCGCCCUACCAGGUCGCAGGAGCUGCUACAGGACAAGCCAUGCCAUCCGCAUACGACCAGUUUCUUUCCACCAAUGCAGCCGCCCCUCCUCCGUUCGGUGGUGCUGCUGGUGUUCCUGCUGGUGUGGGUGGUGCUGGCUAUGGUGCCGCUGCUGGUGCUAAUGGUCCGGGCAGCAACGCAGAAGCAGCCGCAUCAGCAGCAGCAGCAGCAGUCAAGUCGACCAAUCCCUUUGCUUUUGAUGAUGACGAUGAGGAGGAGGCCACUGCUGCCCCUACGACUACUGCUGCUGGUUCUGCCCAGCCAUUCGCCAUGGACCCUCUAGCUGCUGCUCUUCCUGGCGGCUAUUUUGCCGGCCCCAGCAACACUGCCGCUGGCCCUUUCCAGUCUCCCCAGCAGCAGCAGCCGCAGCAAACUGCAGCGGCCACCCCAUACCCCCCCGGGCCAGCUCUCUCCCCCACACCCUCCACCUUCUCCCCCUCCACUCCCCCCCAACCCUCCGACCCUUUCGCCAUGCCUAACCCUGUCCAAGCCUCCUCGCCUGGUCUGGCCGGACCUGCUGGUGGGUUCGGAGGCGCCACGCCUGGAGGGGGGUUGAGUGUGUCUGCAGACCUCUUUGGUGCUGGCUUUGGGUGGGGAGGAGGGGGGGCAGGGGGAGGGGGUUUAGCGGGAGGAGGCGGGGGAGGAGGGCAUAAUCAGAUGCAUUCUGGAGGUGCUGGUGGUGCCGGUGUUGGUAUGUCUGCAUCUAUUGAUUUUGGCUACCUUGGUAGCAGUGGUGCUGCUUCUGGUUUUGCUCCUGGUCCUGCUGCUGCUGCUGCUGCUGGAGGGAACUUUGGAUUCGGUCCUGCUGCUGCAUCAGCAGCAGCACCACCGUCGGCGGAUCCAUUCGCUUCGCUUAUGCCAACCGGGGCACCGGCUCCUGGUGGUCAUCCACCGGCUCCUGCUACAGGUGCGGCUGCGGCUGCUCCUGCAUCAUCUUUGGACGAUUUCAACCCGUUUGGCUGAGUGGUGGCCCUUACACACUCGCAUUCGCCACUCCUGCUAGGUCGAAGGUCAGAUAGCAUAACUUGAUUAUUCUGUUAGUCUCGUUAGCUUUUUUCUCAUGUAGAGCAGUUAUAGGGUUCAAUUGUGUCAUUCAACCAGAUUAUUAGGUGUUUGCUUUGUCCUACUAAGUGGAGGAUAUUUAGAUACAUAGUGACCAUCACGUCGUGG